GAAUCACUGUGUGGCUUGUCAGAGAAAUCAGACAUGGGACUGCUGCUCGCGAUCAUUCUGGGCUUUCUCGCCGCUCUGAUUGGAGGACUUUACCUUCUCGGGGUGUUUCGACAGCGGCGACCUGGGGAACCCCCUUUGGACAAGGGGCUCAUUCCUUGGAUGGGUCACGUCUUGGAGUUUCGCAGAAACACGCUGAAGUUCUUGGAGAGGAUGAAGCGAAAGCACGGCGACGUGUUCACGAUACAGCUGGGAGGCUUUUACAUCACUUUCCUCCAGGACCCGCUAUCCUUUGGCUCCAUCGUGAAGGAGAGUCGAGAGAGACUGGACUUCAACAAGUUCGCCGUGCAAUUGGUGCGCAAGGUGUUCGGUUAUGUGGCGAUUGAGGGCGAACACAACAUUCUCCAUGUUGCCAGCAGCAAGCACCUGAAAGGGGAUGGCCUGGAGGUGAUGACGCAAUCCAUGAUGGGUAAUCUGCAGAACCUCAUGCUGCACGACAUCGGCUCCUCCGGGGACCAAAACUCAGACCGGAGAGCCUGGAUCGAGGACGGACUGUUCAAAUACAGCUACAACAUCGUUUUCAGGGCGGGCUACUUAUCUCUGUACGGCAACGAGCCGCACAAGCCAGACGGAAGUGAGGAGAAAGCCAAAGAGAAGGACCGGGCUGAGUCGGAAGCCUUAUUUGACGAGUUUCGUAAAUAUGAUCAACUCUUCCCCAACCUGGCUUACGGUGUCCUGACACCGAGGAAAAGGUUGGAAGCGGAGAGGCUCAUGGGAUUCUUCUGGAACAGUCUGUCGGUGCAGAAGAUGAAGACCAAAGACAACAUCAGUCGCUGGAUUUGGGACAUCCAGCAGGCCAAAGAGGAGGUGGGGAUCAAGGAGUCGAUGAUAAACAGGUACAUGUUUGUGCUUCUUUGGGCCUCUCAGGGCAACACGGGGCCCUCGUCCUUCUGGCUGCUCCUCUUCCUCAUGAAACACCCCGAGGCCAUGGAAGCGGUGAAGGAGGAGGUCGUCAAAGUCCUGAAUGAGUUCGGACAAGAGGUGCAACCGGGGGGCCCUUUGAUCAACCUGACCCGCGACAUGCUGUCGAAAACGCCGGUCCUGGACAGCGUCGUCGAGGAGACCCUCCGCCUCACCGCCGCGCCGCUCCUCACCCGGGCGGUGCUUCAGGACAUGACGCUGAAGAUGGCGGACGGGCGUCAAUACCCCAUACGCCAGGGCGACAGAAUAGCCGUCUUUCCUUACAUCGCCGUUCACAUCGACCCGGAGAUCCACCCCGACCCGCUGUCGUUCAAAUACGACCGCUUCCUCAACCCGGACGGGAGCAAGAAAACAGAUUUUUACAAAGCGGGGAAGAAGGUGAAGUACUACAACAUGCCGUGGGGUGCCGGGGUGUCCAUGUGCCCGGGGCGAUUCUUUGCCACCAACGAGCUGAAACAAUUCGUUUUCCUCAUGUUGGUUUAUUUCGAGUUCGAGCUGAAGAAUCCCGACGAGGAGAUACCUGAAAUUGACUUCAGGCGGUGGGGGUUCGGAUCGAUGCAACCCCAGAGAGACGUUCAGUUCCGAUACAGACUCAGAUAUUAAACACCGAAUCGGUCGUCGCGGUUUUCAAUCGUCACAUUAAUGAUGCGACGAGCAUCGACAAAAAAAAUGUUUUUUCCAGCAUUAUAUCAUUUUCAAUGAAACCACUGGUGAGUGUCUAGUUAUUAAUUAAAGGAAAAACCAUAAACAAUGUAUUAGUCAAAGAUGAACAGCUUCAGAUGUUAAAAUUCAUCUCAUUACAUGAGAACUACACAAAUAUAAAAAUAAAAAGCAUAGAUGCCAUUCCUUUGGUACUAUUCAACAUGUAUUUCUGUUAGAUGGUCAUCACGUUGCUAGUUGGGUGUCUUUAUUUCAAUUCCUCUCUGUUUGUGUAACCUUAAAACCAGAGUCACCUAGCUUUGCUUGGGAUAUUAAAUGCGUCAAUCAAGUGAGCGAAUCUGGUGUUUGGGGAAUACAACCCAUGGAACGUCACUGGACCGGUUCCACCACAAGGUCAUGGUUGGGUACGAUGUUUAGCUUGUUAACAUGAUUGCGCAAUAAUGCUUGUUUUUAAAGUUUUUUUUUUUUUUUUUUUUUUCAAGCUGCAAUAAAACUUUAUUCUACCAAAAUGAG
This is a messenger RNA of Cyclopterus lumpus (lumpfish), 2151 nucleotides long. Its product is annotated as 5-beta-cholestane-3-alpha,7-alpha-diol 12-alpha-hydroxylase-like. The record is from RefSeq and is a predicted model, not a curated record. Gene Ontology annotation, molecular function: iron ion binding; sterol 12-alpha-hydroxylase activity; heme binding. The transcript has a single exon. Bases 34 to 1581 code for a protein of 515 amino acids. NCBI's taxonomy places the organism in Eukaryota, Metazoa, Chordata, Actinopteri, Perciformes, Cyclopteridae.